Messenger RNA from Triticum dicoccoides, 729 nucleotides. RefSeq lists its product as uncharacterized. Bases 161 to 481 code for a protein of 106 amino acids. The record is from RefSeq and is a predicted model, not a curated record. The transcript has a single exon. NCBI's taxonomy places the organism in Eukaryota, Viridiplantae, Streptophyta, Magnoliopsida, Poales, Poaceae.
ACUCCACUCACUGCCGGAUCAGCUCCACAACUCCUAUAAAUCGGCGCCACCAACACCACGGAAUCUCCCACCUACGCCGCUGCACACUCCAACAGUCCAACCAACCACCAAGAUACAUACAUUCUCCCGGAAUCAACCGGAGCAGGAGCCGUCGAUCGAGAUGGGAGAUCAGCGAAAUGCCUCGUCGUCGUCGUCGUCGUGCCGCGGCCGGCGGGGCCCGGCCGGGUUCGGGCUGGCGCUGGCCCGGCUGGUGCGGAGGAUGCGGAGGCGGAGCAAGAUGCUGCUGUGCAGUGCGGCUCCCACGGGCGCGUCCUCCCGGUGCCGCCAGUACGACCCGCUCAGCUACGCGCGCAACUUCGACUGCGACGGCUUCGGCACCGCGCUGUACGACGACGUCUCCGGCGCCGGCCACCUCUGCCACCACUACAGCUUCGCCUCGCGCUUCGUGCUCGCCUCCUCCGACGCCCGCCAGCCGCUCUAGGAGUCUAGGACGGCAGGCCGGCCGGUGAGCGAGCUGGUCGCAAGUAGCACUAGCGUAGCCAGAGCUGCUCUGUUUUUUGUUUCGUUCUUUGUCCCCCGGCUUCAGCUAGCGGAGUAGCUAGUAGAUGGUAUGCGUGUUCAUAUGUGGGGUCGACUUCCAGGCCGGCCUCCUUGUCUCCUAAAAUUUGUGACCACUUGGAGAGCUGCAGGCAAAUUAGCCAAGUGGAUGAAAUGUUUUCAACAUAUAAA